AUGGCAGACACGUAUCUUAGCGAAGAUGCAAAGAAGUUGCUGGAUGAUCUUGCUCUUGCACUUCGUAGUGUCAAAACUCAAGACGAUGGAAAUGGUAACCUCGAAUAUGAGCACAAAUCUGCAAAGCCGUUCGUCGAACCUAUUCUCAAAACAAUAGGCCUUCCUGACUGGAAUUUCACGGUGUGGAUGUGGAACACAUCUUUCAAAUGGCAAGAACUACCCGGGCCCGUCAAUAUCAUUCCGAUUUGCAACAUAACAGAAUCCGCGAGAAGCGAACCAGGGGGUGCUUUAAAAUUUGGCCUAAUGAGGCGAAUCGAUGGAAAAGUUACUGUUGAGCCCCGACUUACGGCAAUUUUUGCGGUCCCACCUAUUGCAAGGUGA
Molecule: messenger RNA, 381 nt
Organism: Penicillium subrubescens
Lineage: Eukaryota; Fungi; Ascomycota; Eurotiomycetes; Eurotiales; Aspergillaceae
Exons: 3
Coding region: 1-381 (126 amino acids)
Source: RefSeq, a predicted model, not a curated record